Messenger RNA from Paramecium primaurelia, 569 nucleotides. The record is from the annotation of a GenBank genome assembly. NCBI's taxonomy places the organism in Eukaryota, Ciliophora, Oligohymenophorea, Peniculida, Parameciidae.
AAAUGAGUUAAAAAAUAUAAGAUCAAGUUGAUGCAAUUAAGAUGAAAAUGAUCCUAGAAAUAGAAAUUUAUGUUGGAAUAUGCCUUUUCUUAGUACUUAUAACCACUAGGUUAAUAAGAUAUAUAUCAGCUCCUUUAUUAAAUUUGAUUUAAGUGAUUAAUAAUCAUGUUAAGAAGAUAGGAAACAAUUUGAAUUCAGAAAUAUUUAAAAUGACAAUAAAAAGUAAAAAGUAAGCAGAUGUAUAUAAAUCACUUGCAUAUUCAUUCUUAGGUUUCAAAGAUUUAUAAACAAGAAGAUCAGAAUGUAAGAAUUAAACUUGUAAAUAUAUUGAAGAUUUAAAAUACAAUUUAAAGUAUUAAGAAACUGAUUGCAGUAAAAUUAAACAAUAAAUUUAACUUAUCCAUAGUAAAGAAGCAUAAGAAAAAUAGUAUUCAUUUUAAAAACCCUUUCUCUUAAGAAGCUUUUCACAAAAACAAAUGAAGGUUACUACUGAUGAUGAAACAUCAUAUAGAUUACUCCUAAUUAACUAAAUAUUUUAAGAAUUGUUUUAAAAGCAAAAUCAUCUUUGA